UCUCAUUGUCAAGACAGUCGCGUGGAAGCGGUAUCAGGCGACCGUUAUGCGUUUUCUGACUCGUAUUUAUCGGUCUCCGCUCGUUUUACACAAAAAAAUCUGCAAUUCUUCUAAACUUGUGCCUUUAAUUCUGAGAUCUCGCUCUUUCAGCUCUGAUUCCCGGGUAGGUUUCAAUGAUUACGAAAAGGAAAGGAAAUCCUGGAAUGUGGAAAUACCGGAAAAAUUUAACUUUGCUUCUGAUGUCAUAGAUGCCUGGGCCCAGCGAGAGAAGAAUGGACAACGAAGUGAUGAAACUCCUGCAUUUUGGUUCGUUUAUGAAAAUGGAGAUGAAAUAAAAUGGAGCUUUCAGGACUUGAAACGCGAAACAGAAAGGACUGCGAACUUCUUAGAAUCUGGUUGUGGCAUCAGAAGAGGAGACAACGUUAUAGUAAUGUUGCCAAAGAUACCUGAAUUCUGGCUGGUGAAUAUUGCAGCCAUAAGAAUCGGUUUCAUUUUGAGUCCAGCAAGUAUGCAAUUAACAGCAAAAGACGUAUCGUACAGACUUUCGGCCUUGAAACCAUCAUGCAUAAUAGCUCACGAGUCAGCGACAGAGAUAUUUGAUCAAGUUUCUAGCUCGGCUUCAGGGUUGAGAACAAAAAUAUCAGUCUCAAGUAAAAGCAAUAGAAUAGAAAAAGCAGGUUGGGUUGAUUUUCAUUCUGUAAUAGAAGGCGUAGAAGCGAAACAUAAGUGUGCGGAUACCAAGAGCGAUGAAAGCAUGAUGAUCUUCUUCACCAGCGGAACUACUGGCAAUCCGAAAAUGGUUGAACAUUCGCAUAGCAGUUAUGGAAUUGCUUUAGCGGACGCUGGAAAGUAUUGGCAAGAUUUAACCGAUCAAAAUAUUAUUUGGAAUUUAAGCGAUACAGGAUGGGCGAAAACGGCUUACAGCAAUUUAUUCACGCCGUGGCCAUGGGGAGCAUGCGUAUUUGUGCAUGAGAUGAGAAGAUUUUCGCCUGUAUUAACACUUGAGGUCCUGUCUAAGUAUCCAAUCGAUACUUUAUGCGCUCCUCCUUUGGCUUAUAGAAUGAUGGUGCAGCAAGAUAUGCAAAAAUAUGAGUUUUGCAAAUUAAGUCACUGUCUUAGUGCUGGUGAAGCUUUGAAUCCUGAAGUGAUCAAGCAGUGGAUAACUUUAAAAGGACUCAAAAUCUAUGAAGGUUAUGGGCAAACAGAGACAGUCAUGCUUACAGGAAUGUUUAAAUGCUUAGAUUUUAAACCUGGCUCACUUGGGAAACCAGCACCAGGCAUGGAUUUGGUAAUAAUAGAUGAAAAUGAAAAUGAGCUUGGCCCAGGCUGUAUUGGUGAAAUAUCGAUAAGAAGAAGGGAAAAAAUGUUCGGCAUUUUUAAAGGCUAUAAGGAUGACCCAGAGAUGACGAAGAAGAAAUUGACAGAAAAAUAUUUUCAUACAGGAGAUGUUGGAUAUUAUGAUGAUGAUGGAUACUUUUGGUUCGUCGGAAGAAAUGAUGAUCUGAUUAACUGCUCAGGGUAUCGCAUAGGCCCCUUUGAAGUUGAGAGUGCUUUGAUGGAGCAUCCAGCCGUGAUGGAAGUUGCAGUUACUAGCAGUCCUGAUGAACAGAAGGGAGAGGUCGUAAAAGCAUUUGUAGUGCUACAUGAAGAUUAUCUCAUGAGAUCAGAGCUGGAACUCAUUAAAGAACUCCAAGAGCACGCUAAGCGAACUACAGCCCCUUAUAAAUAUCCCAGGAAGAUUGAAUUCAUGAAGGAACUACCUAAAACAACGAGUGGGAAAAUAAAAAGAAAUGUAUUGAAGAAAAAAGAAUGGAGAGUGUAAUCUACUUUGUCUAAUAAAACUUUUUGAUACUGU
Messenger RNA from Uloborus diversus, 1855 nucleotides. Its product is annotated as acyl-coenzyme A synthetase ACSM3, mitochondrial-like. The transcript has 16 exons. Gene Ontology annotation, cellular component: mitochondrial matrix. NCBI's taxonomy places the organism in Eukaryota, Metazoa, Arthropoda, Arachnida, Araneae, Uloboridae. Bases 47 to 1822 code for a protein of 591 amino acids. Gene Ontology annotation, molecular function: fatty acid ligase activity; fatty-acyl-CoA synthase activity. The record is from RefSeq and is a predicted model, not a curated record. Gene Ontology annotation, biological process: fatty acid biosynthetic process; acyl-CoA metabolic process.